Paramormyrops kingsleyae is the source of this 2152-nucleotide messenger RNA. RefSeq names its product cyclin A2 (gene ccna2). Gene Ontology annotation, molecular function: cyclin-dependent protein serine/threonine kinase regulator activity. The record is from RefSeq and is a predicted model, not a curated record. Gene Ontology annotation, biological process: mitotic cell cycle phase transition. Lineage: Eukaryota; Metazoa; Chordata; Actinopteri; Osteoglossiformes; Mormyridae.
UUGGUAUUUCAGAACACCUAAGACUGUUGCUGUUUUAAACUUUCAUGUUAUUUUGGAAACCACUGAACUCAUUACCAAACCUUUUUUAAAUCCCGCCCGAAGCGGCACAAAGGCCAUACAUUUAAUUUUCAACGGUUUACGGUGCGUGAAGCCCCCAAAGCAAUUUUGGGCCUUUCGGCCGCCGUACUUCAGUGACGUCAAAGAACGCUCCAGCCCUGAUUGGAUGGUUUUAAUAGUCGCGGGCUACUUGAACUAGGAAAGUUGCAACUUUCAAGUGAGUGGAAAGGCUGUGAGGUUUUGACUUGGAUUUCAGGCUGGAGGGACCCGACAUGGGGGACGUAAAUCAGCUCUAGUUAGAUAUGUAUUUAAAGGUGCAUUCUUUAUUUUAUCCAUUAUCUGCCUCGUUUGGGUCUGCGUGCAUCGCGGAGUAUUAAUGGUAUAUUUGCUCCAUAUCUGCAGUAACAGCCCAUGCCCCUAAGCAACGUUCGGUCCCCGGUCCUCGGUAAUCCGUUUCGUUUUUAAUCGAUCGGCGGCGUGUUUUGUUUUUCUUUUUUUACUUUCUGAUCACGUUAAAUAGCCUAGUAUCCCCCCGUCCACGAAAACCUAAGUGAGAAAGCGAGAACAAAUGGCGACUAUAAGUCCUGGAGGAACGGACGCUGUGACUGAGCGACGGAACCAAGAGAAUUUGCCGCCCGGAUUGCGGCUUGCUGGCAAGGAGAACCGGGAGGAUGCGUGCGCCAGACCGACCACCCGGACAGUGCUAGGGGCGCUGGCGCAGAACAACCAACGACGCCGGCCGCCAUCGCAGCGCGCAGCCAAGGUCGCAGCCUCCAAAGUGUCCAAAAACGAAGAUGAUUGUAAAGGUGCUGUGGGGAGCAAACAGCCCCCGUUCCAGAUCCACCUGGAUGAACCAGAGGUCCCAAAGAAGCAGGAGCCAGUUAAAACUAAGGCACCGGAAAAUGCCCUUCUGCCCCUGCACCCAGCAGUUACUGCCCUCCGACAGCCCCUUGCGGCUAUUGACAUACCCAUGGAAGUCAGUUUCGACUCCCCCAUGGAUAUGUCGAUAGUCGACGCUGAGGAGAAGCUGUUAAAUGUGAGCCAGGCAACAGCUUAUUCUUCUGAGAUCCACACGUACUUAAGAGAGAUGGAGCUGAAAUUGAGACCGAAAGCAGGCUACAUGAAAAAGCAGCCCGAUAUCACCAGCAGCAUGAGGGCCAUUCUUGUUGACUGGCUCGUCGAGGUUGGGGAGGAGUAUAAGCUUCAGAACGAGACCCUCUACCUGGCUGUCAACUACAUCGACCGUUUCUUGUCCUCCAUGUCUGUGCUGAGAGGGAAGCUGCAGCUGGUCGGGACGGCUGCCAUGCUCCUGGCUUCGAAGUUUGAAGAGAUCUACCCCCCAAUGGUGUCAGAGUUCGUCUAUAUCACCGAUGACACGUACACAAAGAACCAGGUCUUGAGGAUGGAGCACCUCGUCCUGAAAGUCCUGUCUUUUGAGCUUGCUGCCCCCACGAUCAACCAGUUUCUCACCCAGUACUUCCUGUGUCAGCCAGUCUGCAAAAGCACUGAGAGCUUGUCAAUGUUCCUGGGUGAGCUGAGCUUAAUCGACUCGGACCCUUUCCUGAAAUACCUUCCGUCACAAAUGGCGGCGGCAGCGUUCACUUUGGCGCACUACACGGUUUCUGGAGGAUCGUGGACGGAACCUCUGGAGCAGGUGACUGGCUACACACUGGAGGUUCUCACCCCUUGCAUUAUGGAUCUACACCAGACCUACCUCAACUCCCCCCGGCACGCACAGCAGUCCGUCAGGGAGAAGUACAAGACUUCAAAGUACCACAAAGUCUCCCUCAUUGAGCCGCCGGAGAAGCUGAUCCUGAAUUGACUUUUAUUUUAUUUUGCCCCAUUUGUAGGUUUUGUACAGUUUUAUAAUCCACUGGGGGCUCCUUUGACCCUUGUAAUGUUACUUUUUAAUCAAAGUUUUUAAUGUGCAAUCUUGUAGCGCUUCGUUACAUUUGAUACAGCCUGAAAUUUUGAAUUUUAGUUAAUCACGUUUUUAAAAAUCGGGAGUCUGCUUGUUUGCUGAAGUGUCGUCUCACUGCUGUGAAAUCUGCUUUGACCAUUUCAUCAAUAAAGGUGCUGUGUCAGCCUGCUCCCC